This is a messenger RNA of Choloepus didactylus (southern two-toed sloth), 2252 nucleotides long. It is a transcript of the gene CARD9, whose product is annotated as caspase recruitment domain family member 9. NCBI's taxonomy places the organism in Eukaryota, Metazoa, Chordata, Mammalia, Pilosa, Megalonychidae. Gene Ontology annotation, biological process: regulation of apoptotic process; positive regulation of canonical NF-kappaB signal transduction. The coding region runs from base 393 to 2051 and encodes 552 amino acids. The transcript is spliced from 13 exons. The record is from RefSeq and is a predicted model, not a curated record.
GGGGCACUGGUGUUUUGUUCGGCCUUUGGUCUGCAACCCGGCUGAAUGGGACGAUAGUGUGGAGAGCUGGAGGAUUCCUUUGGAGGCCGAGAGCUCUGGCCUCCAUCCUGCUAGAGGCACUGUCCGCCACCCUGUGGCCCUCCGGCCUCACCAUCUGGCGGGGGUCGUGGUGGGGGUCCUGGUGGAGGGAGUGUGACCAUCUGGUCUCCAUCGGGGUCAAGGGUGUGGCCGGGAGCCAGGACUCCACGGUGGCAGGAGAGGAACCCAGCAACAGCCGGGCCUAGCACCAAGAGUCCAGCCUGUACGUGGGGGUGUCCCGGCUGGCCUCUCCAAGUCGGCCAGCCCAGGGGCGGCAGGCGACAAAGCCACGGGUGCCUCGGUGCGGUCCCGCCAUGUCCGACUACGAGAACGAGGACGAGUGCUGGAACGCCCUGGAGGGCUUCCGGGUGAAGCUCAUCUCUGUCAUCGACCCCUCGCGCAUCACGCCCUACCUGAGACAGUGCAAGGUGCUGCACCCCGACGACGAGGAGCAGGUGCUGAGUGACCCCAACCUGGUCAUCCGCAAGCGCAAAGUGGGCGUGCUCCUGGAUAUCCUGCAGCGGACGGGCCACAAGGGCUACGUGGCCUUCCUCGAGAGCCUGGAGCUGUACUACCCACAGCUCUACAGGAAGGUCACGGGCAAGGAGCCCACUCGGGUCUUCUCCAUGAUCAUAGACGCCUCGGGGGAGUCGGGCCUGACACAGCUGCUGAUGACGGAGGUGAUGAAGCUGCAGAAGAAGGUGCAGGACCUGACGGCGCUGCUGAGCUCGAAGGACGACUUCAUCAAGGAGCUGCGGGUGAAGGACAGCCUGCUGCGCAAGCACCAGGAGCGCGUGCAGCGGCUCAAGGAGGAGGCCGAGGCCGGCGCGCGCGAGCUCAAGCGCUGCAAGGACGAGAACUACGACCUGGCGCUGCGCCUGGCGCGGCUCAGCGAGGAGAAGGGCGCGGCGCUCAUGCGCAACCGCGACCUGCAGCUGGAGAUCGACCGGCUGCGGCACAGCCUCAUGAAGGCAGAGGAUGACUGCAAGGUGGAGCGCAAGCACACGCUGAAGCUCCGGCACGCCAUGGAGCAGCGGCCCAGCCAGGAGCUGCUGUGGGAGCUGCAGCAGGAGAAGGCGCUGCUGCAGGCGCGGGUGCAGGAGCUGGAGGCUGCUGUGCAGGUGGGGAACCGCGACAAGAGCAGCCCCUACAUCCAGGUGCUGGAGGAGGACUGGCGGCAGGCACUGCGGGACCACCAGGAGCAGGCCGGCACCAUCCUCUCCCUGCGCAAAGACCUGCGCCUGGGAGAGGCCCUGCGGGCCCGGUGCCUAGAGGAGAAGGAGAUGUUGGAACUGCAGUGCCUGGCCCUGCGCAAAGACUCCAACAUAUACAAGGAGCGCAUCGAGGCCAUCCUGCAGCAGAUGGAGGAGGUGGCCAUCGAGCGGGACCAGGCCAUCGCGUCGCGGGAGGAGCUGCACACGCAGUGCGCCCGGGGCCUGCAGGAGAAGGAUGGGCUCCGCAAGCAGGUCCGGGAGCUGGGCGAGAAGGCCGACGAGCUGCAGCUGCAGUUGUUCCAGUGCGAGGGCCAGCUGCUGGCGGCUGAGGGCAGGCUCAAGCGGCAGCAGCUGGAGACGCUUGUCCUGAGCUCCGACCUGGAGGACAGCUCACCCAGGAGCUCCCAGGAGCUCUCACUCCCGAGGGGCCUGGAGGAGGACACCCGGCUCUCGGACAAAGGUGGCACGGCUGAGGGGGAGAGCCUGGAGCAGCCCUUGGUGGCUCUGCAGAAGGAUCGGCUUUUGCUGGCCCCCAACCGCCAGGAGCCAGGGAGCCUGACUUCCCUCCUCCUCCAGGACGCCGGCCGGAGCAGCAGGGAUCCCCCGGGGAAGGAGAAGGAGCGCAGGCGCCUCAAGGAGAGCUUUGAGAACUACCGCAGGAAGCGGGCGCUUAGGAAAAUGCAGAACGGCGCGCGGCAGGGGGAGGUGGACUGGGAGAACACGACGGGCAGCGACAACACGGACACCGAAGGCCCCUAGCCGCCGCCCCGCACGCCGCCCGGAGCGGUCCCCGGCCUGCCCCGACCUGGCCGCAGCCACGGGCGUGCCGUCCCCGAGAGCCCCACGCGCACGCCGCGAGGGCAGCUGGACUUACGUGACCCUUUUUGCAACAUGAUACAAUGCGGGCCAUUUUCAUGUCAGUGCGUGUCUGUGUCAGUAAAAAGGGCGGCUUCUGUUUUA